Messenger RNA from Aspergillus saccharolyticus JOP 1030-1, 225 nucleotides. RefSeq lists its product as uncharacterized. The annotation marks the transcript as partial. The transcript has a single exon. The record is from RefSeq and is a predicted model, not a curated record. Lineage: Eukaryota; Fungi; Ascomycota; Eurotiomycetes; Eurotiales; Aspergillaceae.
CAGGGCUUACUAGAACUACUACCCACAGCAGUAAGACUAUGGGAUGAAGUAAUAAUAGAUUUUAUUACAAGCCUAUCUGUGAGCACCUAUAAGGAUGUGAACUCACAGGAGGUUUAUAAUAGUAUUAUAGUUAUAGUAGACUAUUUCAGUAAGAUAGCACACUUCAUCUCUACUUAUAAGAUACUCUUAGGGGAAGAGCUUGUAAUACUCUUUCUAAGAGAGAUU